AGGUUUCCAUUUCAUUUUAUUAAUAACUAUAUCCCACUAAAGUCAACGGGAGAUGGGUUUAUCACCUCGACACUUGGUAUUUUGAUUUUACGCUGCACCCUGAAUGCAACGCGCACCGUCCAACAUGGCGGCCCAGCGCAGGAAUUUGAUGCAGAGCCAUCAGAGCUGGACAGAUGACCUGCCGCUGUGCCAGAUGUGUGGGGUUGGCACUUCACCCAACUGUAUGUACGGCCCUGAUGGUAAAGGGACUCAGACCCACACCAAUGAGGAUGGACACCUCAGAUUUAGAGGCGAGGACGGCUGUUUCCUGUAUGGAGUUUUUAACGGCUAUGAUGGCAGCCGAGUGGCCAGUUUUGCUUCCCAGUGUCUGACAGCUGAACUGCUGCUGGGACAGCUGAACUCCAGUCACACAGACAACGACAUCCGCAGGAUCCUCACACAGGCCUUCGAUGUGGUGGAGAAGAGCUACUUUGAGACGAUAGACGAUGCUCUGGCAGAGAAAGCUCACCUGUCCAACUACGUCCUACCACACAAUGAGAAUGUGUCGUUCAACCAGCUUUCCUCCCAGAGUCAGAAGGUGCAGGAGCGCCUGAAGGAGCUGGAGCAGGAGGUGUCAGGAGGAGCUACGGCUGUGGUGGCACUGAUCCUCAACAACAAGCUAUACAUCGCCAAUGUUGGUACCAACAGGGCCCUGCUGUGCAAGUCCAGCAGCGACGGCCAGAACCAGGUUCUCCAGAUCGGCCGACCGCACAGCACUGACAAUGAAGAAGAGCUGCAGAGACUGGCUGCACUGGGUGUGGAUUCGGCUCGGGUCAGGCAGGCGGGGCAGAUUGCCGGUCAGAGCAGCACGAGGAGGCUCGGAGACUACCGGGUCAAGUUCAACUACAAUGAAAUUGACUUGCUCAGUCCGGCCAAGACGAGGCCAGUCAUCGCAGAGCCAGAGAUCCACGGCAGCCACUCUUUGGACAAUGUGACAGGCUUCCUGUUGCUGAUGUCAGAAGGUCUCAUCAACGCCCUCGAGUCCGCCCACGGCCCCGAACAGGCCAAUCAGGAAAUCGUUGCCAUGGUAGCAGCAGCGUUGGCCCAACAGACCAGUCUGGAGGCAGCAGCUCAGUCGGUGGUGGACCGCGUCAAGCGGCUGCAUCAUGAUGUGUACGUGUCCGGCCAGCAGAGGGCGACCUACUGUUCCCGACAUGAGGACAUGACCCUGCUCAUCCGCACGCUCAACUACCCGCUAGCUGACGGAGCUCUGACGCCCACACAGGGUGGACGUAUCUACCCGGUGUCAGUGCCCUACUCCAACAGCCAGAGCACCAGUAAAACCAGUGUCACCCUCUCACUGGUCAUGCCUUCCCAAAGUACCCUCACCAAUGGAACCAACACCGCCUCCACCCUGGAGGAAGGCACCCCCACUCCUGGCAGUCAGAGCCCCACAGCCACCCUCCAGUCCACCAACACCCAGACGCAGAGCUCCAGCUCCAGCUCGGGAGACGGAAGCCUGUUCCGCCAGAGAGGCAGCCAGGCGGCUCAGCCCGAUGAGACGGGCAGGGUCCCGCCCUAUGUGGACUUCAGUCAGUUUUACCGCCUGUGGGGAAGUGACCACAGCGAUGGCCAGAGCACCCAGGGGGGACUGGGACCCCAGUGAGGAGGACAAGCAAGGGGUGCUGGGUGUCAGCUGGAUGUUUUCUGGCAGCGAGGAGGCACAUGGAUUUAAAAGGGACAAAGGUUUUUAGAGGUGGUUUGGAUCGACAGAUAAAAUGCAAUUAAUGUAUCAUAACUGAAAAUAAGUGACCUAAAAAUGCAUGGAGGAAGGACUGAGGUUUUCAAGGUCUUAAUAUCCAACAGAAGGUGUAGCCAGUGGGCAAAGAAUAUCCCUGACACUGUUAGAGAGUGGUGUCACCACUCACCACAAAAUAAUGUUUGUUCUCAUGUGAUAGAUGCUGGAUACGAGUGAUUGUGAAUAUAUAUACGUAUAUAUAUAUAUAUAUAUAUAACUAAUCCAGAUUGUAGCCAUUGCUAUCAGAUGUAAAAACAUGUAUCUGAAACAGGAAUCUCACAGACCUGAGGGUUUGUGGAUUUUAGAAUGAAUGAUUACAUUACUGUAAGGCCUUAACAUGGAAUGAAUGGAUGCGUUUAAAUGUACCUUUUUUAUUUUUAAUGAAAGUGUAUCUCUAAAUGAAUCAAUAGGCUCUCUGGGCUUCUCUUCAGAUCAGCACUUAAAACGCUUUUGACCAUC
This is a messenger RNA of Scatophagus argus, 2236 nucleotides long. RefSeq names its product TGF-beta activated kinase 1/MAP3K7 binding protein 1 (gene tab1). The transcript is spliced from 11 exons. NCBI's taxonomy places the organism in Eukaryota, Metazoa, Chordata, Actinopteri, Scatophagidae. Gene Ontology annotation, biological process: protein dephosphorylation. Bases 104 to 1645 code for a protein of 513 amino acids. The record is from RefSeq and is a predicted model, not a curated record. Gene Ontology annotation, molecular function: protein serine/threonine phosphatase activity. Gene Ontology annotation, cellular component: cytosol.